GGUGGCGCGCCUCGUGAACUCGUCCUCUAUUCACAUCGCAGCUCCAGCACAUCCAAAGCUGUACACGACCUCGCGUAAUUUGGGCCAAACACCAACAACAACGUUUAUUUCGUAAAUUUCGUAUUAAAAACUCUCCUUGAUUGAUAACAACACUUUUUCUCAAUUAAUUUGGUUUCAAGAAUAAUUACACGGAUACCAGAAAGUUCCUCUCCAAAGCAUUAUGAUGAUACACUGUAUUCUUCUCGUGAGUGCUCUAGUUAGCACACAAGCAUCAAUGUAUAGUAUAACAGAUUUAAAGCCGGAUCAUUUAUUCGUGAACAAUAUGCUGUUGCGCGACCUCAUAGAGCGCAUGGGCAACGAACUUGCGGAAGCUGCCGUAGAUUCAUACGUCGACAGCCAGGAGUCGUCUUCAGGAGUGCGUGGAUUUUCCGACAAGGAAAUUCCCCUCGAAAUACCCCUUGACUACGAGGGAAUCGACGCUAUCAAUCCCAAGACAAAUAUACGCGACCAGGAAUACUUGCAGCAUAGCAGCCUUUGGAGUCACCAACAGCUCAAUAACUACAAGAACAACAAUCGAUAUAAAGUUAAACCUGGUGCAGCGGUCAAGCUCGUAGCGUCCAGCAAAAGCGAGAAGACGGAAAAUCAACUACCGGCUUACUGCACACCACCGAAUCCCUGCCCUGUAGAAUAUAACGGUGAAAAUAAUUGCCUCGUAAAUUUCAAGAAUACCGCAGCCUUUAGCCGUGAUUAUCAAAGUGCCCAAGACUGCAUGUGCGACUCUGAACACAUGUUGAAUUGUCCAAGUGGAUCCGAUGUUGACAAUAAUGUACCUGGAGUAUCAAUCUCAAGUGCCGACUUCGAUCAGAUUGUGGAACGAUUUCAGGACAAUCCAUACUUCCGUGGUGAAAAACUUCCAAUUGCUGCAAAAAAAGGAAUCAAUGUUGGCUACUAACUUCCAGCAUACAAAUUUACGAGUGUCAUCAAAACUUUAAUACAUUAUAAAAAGAAAAAUAUAUGUGUGUGUAUGUUUUCGUGCGAGAGCGCUUGAGUGC
Molecule: messenger RNA, 1052 nt
Organism: Ceratosolen solmsi marchali
Lineage: Eukaryota; Metazoa; Arthropoda; Insecta; Hymenoptera; Agaonidae
Gene: 7B2
Product: Secretogranin_V domain-containing protein 7B2
Exons: 5
Coding region: 221-952 (243 amino acids)
Biological process (GO): neuropeptide signaling pathway; regulation of hormone secretion
Cellular component (GO): secretory granule
Molecular function (GO): enzyme regulator activity
Source: RefSeq, a predicted model, not a curated record